Chrysemys picta bellii (western painted turtle) is the source of this 5377-nucleotide messenger RNA. RefSeq names its product ankyrin repeat and SOCS box containing 5 (gene ASB5). NCBI's taxonomy places the organism in Eukaryota, Metazoa, Chordata, Testudines, Emydidae. Gene Ontology annotation, molecular function: protein binding. The record is from RefSeq and is a predicted model, not a curated record. Gene Ontology annotation, biological process: positive regulation of protein catabolic process; protein ubiquitination; intracellular signal transduction.
CCUUGAGAUUCCCAGAUAAAAGAUAGAAUAUUAAUGCAAAGUAGUAGUGUUAUUUUAAAAGUGUUGAUGAAUGGGUUAGUCUGUACAUUAAUAAAACAAGACCGUGAGAAAAGUGUUUUUUUUUAAACAGCAUGUCAACAUAUUACUACUGUAAUAAGAGCACUACUCUAGUUAAUCCAUGCUGUCAUUUUAUUAGGGAUCAGUUGCGUCCUUUUGCUUGUCCAUGCAGAUUUGUUUCCAGUAUUACAAGCCAGUACGCAUAAAGGAGUCUUGCUCCAAGUUUGUUGUCCUUGUUACUAUUUACCCUGUUGUCAAAAACUAGUGACUCAGGAUUCCUUGAAAUGAUUACAACCUUACUUUCAUAUCUGGACACAACUUGCAAAAUAAUCAAUUACAUUGUUUCUGCUGCCAUAUGAAAGCAUUUGUUUAUGCAGGAAGUGUUUUUUAGUUUACGUCAGUACAAUCCUGUGCUCUACAUACACAAUUAGUGUUGCAUUAGUUGGACAAUUCCCAAGUUCUAAGUAAAUUCUUUACCAGCUGCAGAGCUGUAGGUGACUGAAGCCAGUCAUGAGGCAGUAUUAUUACGAGGGAGGUGGGUUCACUGUUUAAGGCUGUCAUUUAUCAGAACCAUAAUUUUUUUAUUAACGUACUCAUAAUUUUUUUCUAUUUUGAGCUGCUUAGUAUGCAAACCUCAUUAAAGCAUGAACUGUGUUGUGUUUUAAGAAUCAGUUGCUUUUCUGGUCUAACUAAAAAAAAGGAACACCUUCUUUCUAUUUAAAUCAUGUAAAUAGUUGAGGUUCAUGCUGUAGCUAAGCUGAUUCUUUCUCCAUUUUAAAAAUAGAAAAUGCUAGAGCUAUCCUUCCCUUCCCCCACUGUGCACUCACUGUGGAUUUCAGUGUUGUAGCCUUCUACAGUAAGUACAACAAGAUCCUUUGUGAAAAUCUGAAGGGGGGGAAAGUAGCUACAAAUCCAUCCGUGGAUGUUCCUCUGACUAGAACACCUGCACUAAUGAUACACAGACUUUGCAGGAGAAAAAAAUAACAAAUGAUGAUCACAAGUACUGCUAUUCAGAGGAGCUGCACUAACCAGAAUCUCCUAAAAAGAAGCCUAGAAAGUAUAGGGGAGUGUCCUGCAAAACGAAAAGCUUGCUGGGGUAUUCUGACCAGCCAAGGUUCUUGGGCAGAUCGUUCACCACUGCAUGAGGCAGCCAGUCAAGGACGUCUCCUUUCUCUAAAAACUUUAUUGUCACAGGUAAUGCCCAUGUGGUUCUUAAAACAUUUUCCUUUUUUAUCUUAUUUAAUGACAACCCAGAAAAAGGGUUACAAUGUGGAUACUCUGACAAUUGACCAAGUCACUCCACUACAUGAAGCCUGCCUGGGAGAUCAUGUAGGGUGUGCAAGAAUCCUUCUUGAAGCAGGGGCAAAUGUAAAUGCUACAACAAUUGAUGGAGUGACCCCAUUAUUUAAUGCAUGUUCAAGAGGCAGUGCAUCUUGUGCAGAGCUUUUGUUGGAGUAUGGUGCCAAAGCUCAAUGGGAGUCAUGUCUCCCUUCACCGACUCACGAAGCAGCCAGUAGAGGUCACAGUGAAUGUCUGGAAGUGCUGAUCUCCUGGGGCAUAGAUGUUGACCAAGACAUUCCUCAUCUGGGAACACCUCUAUAUGUAGCUUGUGUUUCACAGCAGAUCCAUUGCAUUCGAAAACUUCUUUAUGCAGGAGCUAAUGUACAGAAAGGAAAGUAUUUGGACACGCCACUACAUGCAGCAGCUCAGCAACCCAGUACAGAGAUAGUAAAUUUACUUCUUGAAUUUGGGGCAGACAUUAAUGCCAAGAAUACAGAUUUUGAACGGCCUGUAGAUUUAGCUGCCCCAAGCAGUUUGGUGGAGAGAAUGUUGCUUCUGCAUGAAGCUACUCCGUGCUCUCUUUGCCAACUCUGCCGACUAUGUAUCCGAAAUUGCAUAGGAAGAGCAAGACUGCAUCUUAUCCCCCAACUUCAGUUGCCAACAAUAUUGAAGGAUUUUUUACAGUAUAGAUAAAAUAGUGGCUAACCUUUAGAAACUUGAACAAGUACUGUUUUGUCUGUAUACUGAAUGUUCACAUGAAGAACUUCUGAGGAAAUAGUCUUUUACAUAUUACUAUACUAAGUCUUUGACACCAGGAGUCGUGAUGUAACAAUAUUUGGGAGCCCUUGAACGACUCGGUGCCAAGGUGCUAAUACAACUGAGUAAAAUGAAGUGUGCUAAUACUCUGGGAAAUGAUUGUAUAGCUAGCUUUAGCUUAACACUUACUAAUUAGCUAUUUUGCUGAUAAAGUUAAUUAAUUGUAUUUGUACGUUAUAAUCUGUUUGAUACAUCUGAAACCUCACAGAGUUCCUUUACAAGUAUUGGUGAGUUUGUCAGUUUGGAUUUAUUAUUGUAUAUUUGUAAAUAUCUGUUAUUUGUGUCUGGAAAUACAUGGCAAUAGGUGCGCUCUAUAAGUUGGAAAAAUAAAUAGGUCUCUCAAUUUUUCUUUCUUGCUUUCCCUAUAUAGGCAAUUCAUAAAUGACAGCUGAUGAGAACUCAUUUCACCCCCCUCCUCCCCUUUCCCCAGCACACAGUUUUAGAACAAACAAGUAUAUGGACAGGUGAAAUGAUUUCCCCCUUCCUCUCCAACACCACUUCCACUACCACAGUUAAUUGGAGACCCAGAAGCCAUAUUUUUUGGCAUAACCCUGAAAAGGAAACAGAAAAUGUCUUCACAUCAACACCACUGUUGCCUGACCUUGAUCCUACCAUUGGCUCCCCUGCUAGUGCCUUGAAUCCUUACUCAUGUAAAGGGCACCUUAGACCCUAGUGCCCUGCCUUUCGCAGGAGAUGGUGAGCAAUCUGACUCUUCUGCAUGUACCAUUGCCAGUAUGCCAUAAGAGCCAUUUAUUCUGGACAGCAGGCAAACUCAUCUCCUUCAUAAUCACCAGUCAUUUGUUUCAGUCAGUGUUUCAGUCACUGGCUUCAUCGUGUCAUUGAGCUUCUAAGAAGCUGGUUUGAUGCCAAUGGUAUCCUCUGUGAGGACCCGGUGGCUAGUAUGCCCAAGGUUGUGAUGAUCUUGAUGAUAAAAAUUCUGUAUGUCAUCCUCACUAAUCACAAAGGUGUAUAAUGGUUUGUGGAUGAGCCUGCAUUUCAGUCAGGUAAUACUAAGUUUUGCUGGGCUCAGAGGGUUACAUGGCAUAUCUGGAGCAAACUUGGCUCUCCUCCUCCUUCUCAAGAUAUACCAUCCUAGCAUGGUCAGAUGUUGUGUUCCCUUAUUUUCUCACGAUAUACCAUCUCCCUUAUCUCCCCACUCUCCCUGCUAGUCUCCUAUUUCCUCUGUCCCAACCCUUCUCCCCAAGGCCCUUAUAGCAACUGUUGCUUGGUUGCUAUCUUGCUGGCUUGCUCUCUAACAGAUUCACUCUCACUCAUUCUCUCCUGCGUGUUUGGUUGUUUAAUCAGAAUGGACUUAUGAUCCCAGGUUUGCAGAACAAAUGAGUGGCUAGACUACUGAAUGGUAAAAAUGGAACCUGCUGACUUAGUCAAGCCUGUGGCUUUUGAAAAUCUAGAUUGAGCAGAUGGUUCCUUAACCGUGUCCUGAUACUACCCUCUUGUAUUAAUCAGGGCAUUUGGGCCUGACUAGCAAGCUGUUCUGAAAAUCCAAGUCCCAAUUAGGCAAUAGCCACUUGCCCUAUGCAAUCUAUUGAAAAUUUUGGCAUAAAUCUUUAGAGAGUGAAAAACACCUAAUCUUAAUGCAAAAUAUUGAAAUUACAUUGUAAUAAUGAAACAAAAGCACGACACAAAGUUUUCUCUAAAUCUCUUGGAUUAAUCAUACUUUAGUAUUUUAAAUUUAAUAAAUUAUACAGAGUAUGGGCCCUAUUUGUAAAGGAGAAACAAAAUGAUUCCUUCUACAAAAAGUCAUGUUUCAAUUUGGAUGCCUGUUUGUAAAUAUUCUCUUUGCUCUUCGACAUUCAGAAUGUGUCUACAGUACACGGAAUGAAUCGCAGAAAAACAUUGUAACACAUUCAUUCAUAAGAUGUUAAAAACAUUUUUGUUUUAUGUGUUAUAUUAAAAUUAAUCAGUGAGAGGGCUAAAAUUUUUGAAAGCAGCCAAAAGACUGUCAGUAUGACAUAGGCUCCUUGCUGCUUGUGAAAGCUUUAUCCUAGACACUUUAAAAUGUUUUAAUUUCACUGUUUCUAAUAACUUAAACCAAAGCACUUAACCUAAUCCAAUUAAUACAAAAUUCCAUCUCCGAGGAAGGUUCAAAGGCAGGCUAGCCAUAAGGUAAAAAUUCAAAAGCCAUUCCACGCAGGAUUCAUCUCCACUCAGGCUUUUCCUUCUCACCUAUGAAGCUGUCUGAUUAUCUUGCCUUGUCCCUGUAACCUGACAUGAUAGCAUAUUUGAUACAUAUGGUAUGAAAGGGGAAAAAACCCACCAUCCUCAACAUCUGUUCUGAAUGUAUAUUUUUUGAAUUGCCAUUUAUGCUCCUUUAUCACAUCAUCGCUUUUGGAAUGAAAAUACAGCUGUUCCUCAAAGCAACACUGUAGUCUGGAUCCCCAAAAAGAAAAACAUGAUGAGUGCUGUACCCUCUUUUUAUUGUCUCUUUGAAGUUUCUGUUUGGAUUAAAUAGACAAGAGGAAUGUUGCUCUCCUCUUUUCAAAAGCUUCUGCCCAUUCAGUUCUGAGGUUGUUCCCAAUCAGACCGUCAUAGUGUUAUUUUUAAUCUGUAUUCCUUUAUCGGGAAAUUCUUUGCUAUGGGCUACUGGAAUCCAUCUCCUAUAUUGGCACUGCUUUUCUCUUCAAAACUAGGUAAACUAGCCUCUUAGGCUUCAAAUCUGCCAUUGAUUACAUGGAAUAUAAUUCAGAUUUUCAUGUAAUUUAAAAAAGUGACAGUAAACAUGCAUUGUUCUGUGCAGACUGCUAUGUGCAACUCAUGUCAGAUUACAUUUACACAAAAAAAAAUCCCAUCCUUGAAAAGAAGUGAAAAUAGUUAAAUAAGCAUGUUGUACAUAUUAUUUGUUGGAAGAACACCCUAAAAAAAAUCCAUCACUGUCAAUAGCUCUGGAUUUACAAGGUUAUUCUCCCUUGGCUCACACAAUGCCAGAGGUGUCCUAUUUUCUCAGAAAAAAAGCAAGCAAACAAUUCAAAAAACAGCCUAUCAUGCUGAGCACUAUUGCCUCAUUGUUUCCUUGUUCUUCCCCACCUGUGGUCUGUAGCCAGUUGUUGUCUCUUGUCUUAAACUUAGAUUGUAAGUUCUUUGGGGCAGGGAUUGUCUUUUUUGUUUUCUGUUGUAUAGCCUCUAGCCCAGUGGAAUCCUAGUCAAUAGCUAGGGCUCAGAGGCACUACAAAAAUACAAAUAAAUAAUAAUAAUCAUGAUCACA